Molecule: messenger RNA, 1197 nt
Organism: Cuscuta europaea
Lineage: Eukaryota; Viridiplantae; Streptophyta; Magnoliopsida; Solanales; Convolvulaceae
Source: the annotation of a GenBank genome assembly
CAAAGAUUUCGAAGCUUUAUCUAGAAAAGUUGUUUAUUUUAGAGAACGACGAAGACGACAUACAAAUUAAACCAGAGGCGAAUAAACCCUAAUCGGACUUAAAGUGGUUGAAUAUUUACAAAAAACUGUACAUAUAUCCACACGAAACUACGGUUAGAUCAUAAAUCUCAGGAUAAAAAGCUAGGUGUAAUUGUGAUGUCAAAUAUUGCAGAGGCACAGAAGAAAACGACAUGGAGUACCUGGGAGGAACUCCUACUCGCUUUCUCCGUGAAGCGCCAUGGGAUCAACGACUGGGAUGCUGUGGCGUUGGAGCUCCAGAGCCGGAGCUCCUUGCCCGCUCUCCUCACAGCUCAAAUUUGCAGAGAGAAAUAUCGCGACCUCCAACGCCGGUUUACGAACGGCCACGCGGCUGUCGAUAUUGAGGACGGCGGCGGCGACGUCGUUAUUCCGUGGCUCGACGACUUGAGAGAGCUCCGCGUCGCCGAGCUCAGGCAAGAGGUCCAUCGCCACGAUCUCUCGAUCCAGUAAACAGACCUCUGCGUUUUUUUUAAUUCCUUAUACGUGGAAAAUCUUCUGUUCGCGGAUCUGACGAUGAGAUUUGAUCUGAGCAGGUCUUUGCAGUCGAAAGUAAAGCGGAUGCUGGAGGAGAGAGAGCGGAGCAUGAAGGAUGGGCAAGAGAUUGCCAUUGAACCAGAUCUAGCAGAGAGCGGGAAGAAGAAUUUAGCAACCGAUGGGAGGAGCAGCGAUGGAGAUGAAAUAGGAGAGGUCGUCUCCGGCGGGAAUUCUGACCAUGAAAACCGAUCGGUUAACGAGUCGAAUUCCGCUGAGAAUACGGAAACAGAGGACAGGUGUAAACCCGAUCCGGUCCACGCGAAACCGGUCUUGCAGGAAAAGCCGACCGGGGAAGACUCGUGCAUAGAUAGUUUGAACCGGCACGAGAUUUCCAAUACCGGUCGGAAAAGUAACGGUGACGACGUGUCCAAUGACGUGACAAAGGAGGGAGGUGACGUGGAAAGCUCCGCCAACUUCACGAAGAAGCGUCGGAAGCGAGGCGGCGGUGAGCAGACGGUUGCGCCAUCUCCCGCCAUCGUCAUGAAACGGGCCAGCUCGAAUAAAUCAGAGCCGUUGGUUGCUCUUUUAGAUGUUAUCCGGUCGCAUAAGUAUGGCAGGGUGUUCAAGAGACGGCUCCAGAUUCAG